UUUGCUCAGGAGCUGCUCUCUAGUGAUAAUUUUCUAUAUUAAUACACAACAUACACAUAUGCAAAGCCGCUUUACAUCAAACAACAAAAAUUUAUGAUUGAAUCGAAAAAGUGAUUGUCAUGGCGUCUGAGAGAUACAGUUUUUCUUUAACAACUUUUAGUCCUUCGGGUAAAUUGGUUCAAAUAGAAUAUGCUCUUGCUGCAGUGGCUGCUGGUGCACCUAGUGUUGGAAUAAAAGCCUGCAAUGGUGUUGUACUAGCAACUGAAAAUAAACAUAAAUCAAUAUUAUAUGAUGAACAUAGUCUUUGUAAAGUUGAAAUGAUUACGAAGCACAUUGGGAUGGUUUACAGUGGAAUGGGCCCAGAUUAUCGUUUACUUGUUAAACAAGCUAGAAAAAUGGCUCAACAAUAUUUUUUGAUUUAUCGUGAGCCAAUUCCUACUGCUCAAUUGGUACAAAGAGUUGCUAUGCUUAUGCAAGAAUACACUCAAUCAGG
Molecule: messenger RNA, 493 nt
Organism: Microplitis demolitor
Lineage: Eukaryota; Metazoa; Arthropoda; Insecta; Hymenoptera; Braconidae
Gene: Prosalpha2
Product: proteasome subunit alpha type-2
Biological process (GO): ubiquitin-dependent protein catabolic process
Cellular component (GO): proteasome core complex; proteasome core complex, alpha-subunit complex
Source: RefSeq, a predicted model, not a curated record